GGGGUAAGUGGGAUGAAUGUAUUAGUGGGUAAUACUACGACUACAACUACUAUGUACCUAGUAUCUAACAAAUAUAUCGCAUUGCGAGUUGCUGCACUCGCCUUGAAUCGAAUAGAUAGCUGCCUUCGACUCCUAGGUCAAAUCCGUGCAAUUGAAAUUCAGUUACACUGCUCGCUCUAAAGCCCAGUAUGGCCUGCACGGGUCCGAAUGCCACAAUAUUUGGCCCAAAUGUCUACGUCUUUGACCCGAGUAUGCCGGCGGCGGCGAUACAGGACACGGUCACCGCCAUCUUCAAAAAGAUGGAGUCCAACGAGUUUGGUGCAGAUCGCUAUGCAUUGCUUUUUAAACCUGGCACAUAUAGCAUCAUCUUCGAUGUCGGCUUCUACACGCAAGUUGCGGGCUUGGGGCAGAAUCCAGACGACACCCUGAUUGACGGCGGCGUAAAUGUCCCGGCAUAUUGGAUGCCUCACCGGAACGCGACUUGUAACUUUUGGAGAACCUUUGAGAAUUUCGCGAUAAAUGCGUCUUCUGCAACCAACAACACGACGACGAUAGCCGUGUCACAGGCAGCCCCGAUUCGACGGAUGCAUGUCCGAAGUUCUGGUGGUUUAUGGCUAUUCCAGGUUGACCCUGACACCGGGGCGGGAGGUUGGGCUUCUGGAGGCUUCAUGGCCGAUUCAGUGGUAGAUAAUGUCGUGCUUCCCGGCUCACAGCAGCAAUGGCUAUCGCGGAACAAUAAGUACGGCAGCUGGGCUAAUGGUGUAUGGAACAUGGUAUUUGUAGGCGAUUCGAACGCCCCGAGCCAAAAUAACUUUCCAACAAGCCCCUACACUACCGUCGAGCGGACGCCAGUCAUUCGAGAAAAGCCAUAUCUUUAUAUCACAGCCCAAGAUCAGUAUGAAGUGUUUGUCCCUUCCCUACAGGAAAACACUCAUGGACCGAGCUGGAUCAACGGCAACGCGACACCUGGGAAAUCCAUCUCAAUCGACGAUUUCCUCGUAGCGAAGCCGGCCGAUGUGAGUGCAGCUAGUAUCAACACCGCAUUGGAUUCGGGGAAGCAUAUUCUCUUUACGCCUGGCAUAUACCGACUUGACGAUGCCCUGAGAGUCACCAAAGCAGGCGCUAUUAUUCUUGGCUUAGGCCAACCAUCCCUUGUUCCCAUCAAUGGGCGCCCGGCAAUUUCUGUGGCCGACGUGGAAGGCGUGACGAUAGCGGGGUUAAUAAUCGACGCUGGCGAAGUCAACUCACCUGCCCUUGUCGAGGUUGGGCCUCGGGGCAGCUGUGCGAACCAUGCGGCCAAUCCUACAUUCUUGUAUGACUUGACUGUGCGUACAGCAGGACAUUGCAAAAAUGAUAUAGGAAUAGUCAUUAACAGUCACAAUGUGGUUGGUGAUCAACUAUGGUUGUGGCGCGCCGACCACGGUGAUGGAGCAGGAUGGAAAUUGAAUCCGACCAAAAACGGCGUCGUCGUUCACGGGGACAAUGUAACAAUCUACGGCCUCUUCAAUGAGCAUCAUAAAGAAUAUCAAACGCUCUGGACUGGAAACGGCGGCAGAUUAUACUUUUAUCAAUCGGAAAUCCCUUACGAUCCGCCAAACCAAGAGUCCUGGAUGCGUGGGACGACUAACGGAUUUGCUUCGUACAAAGUAGCAGAUGCAGUAACAAGUCACGAAGCCUGGGGUUUAGGUAUAUACUCGUAUUUUCGCGACUCUCCAACCAAGCUUGAGAAUGCGAUCGAAGUUCCCGAGGGACCAGGCGUCAAGCUGCACCAUUUGACCACGGUAUGGCUGACCGGAACUCCGGGUAGCGAAAUCAGUCAUAUUGUGAAUGGCGUGGGAGGACGAGUCUACGCCAAUACUCCCGAGUCGGCUAUGCGGCAGACCUGGAAAGAAUACCCCGGCGCUCAGUAAUCGCACUGCAUCCGACCAGAAUCCGACCUUAUCGGCCCUCUGCUGUAGUGUGUGUAUGUAGCCGUGAAUGAUCAACCUUGCAUAGAAU
Xylaria bambusicola is the source of this 1998-nucleotide messenger RNA. RefSeq lists its product as uncharacterized. Bases 189 to 1910 code for a protein of 573 amino acids. The transcript has a single exon. Lineage: Eukaryota; Fungi; Ascomycota; Sordariomycetes; Xylariales; Xylariaceae. The record is from RefSeq and is a predicted model, not a curated record.